Molecule: messenger RNA, 1355 nt
Organism: Nanorana parkeri
Lineage: Eukaryota; Metazoa; Chordata; Amphibia; Anura; Dicroglossidae
Product: zinc finger protein 501-like
Exons: 3
Coding region: 101-1273 (390 amino acids)
Biological process (GO): regulation of transcription by RNA polymerase II
Cellular component (GO): nucleus
Molecular function (GO): DNA-binding transcription activator activity, RNA polymerase II-specific; RNA polymerase II cis-regulatory region sequence-specific DNA binding
Source: RefSeq, a predicted model, not a curated record
UGUGUCCGGUAAAACAGAGCAAAAUGGUUUCACGAAAUUUUCCUGUUCGGUAUGUGGUCGUUGUUUUAGACGCCAGUCCAUAUUUCUUAAACAUUGGGAAAUGUACUGUGGAAAAAUGUUAAGAAAAAAGUCUCGCCUGAAGCGCCCUGGUAAGAUACGACCGGGUAAAAAGUCAACUCCACCUGCCAAACGGAGAGACAUUUUUAAAAAGAAGGCAGUUGUCCUCAAAGAACCAAAUACCAAGACGUCUAAGACGUCGUUUAAAUGUGCUGAGUGUGGGAAAUUCUUCUCGCAGAAGUCCAAUCUUCUCCAGCAUCGCAGAAUACAUACAGGUGUGAAGCCGUUUUCCUGUCUCCACUGUGGCAAGUGUUUCACCAAGAAAAUAAGUCUGGAGACUCACAUCAGAAUUCAUUCUGGUGAAAGGCCAUUCUCGUGCUCGCGGUGCAACAAAUCUUACGCCCAGAGGGCACACCUCGACCGCCACAAAAAAACGCACACAGGAGAGAAACCCUACACGUGUCCCGAAUGCAGUAAAUGUUUUCUUCAGAAAUGUGAUCUGGUCAAACACAGGAGAAUCCACGCCGGACUGAGGCCUUAUCAGUGUUCUGAAUGUGGGAAGACUUUCACAGAGACUUCAGGUCUUAGAAGGCAUCAGAAGGUUCACACUGGAGAGAAGCCAUUCUCGUGUUCAGAGUGUGGCAAAAGCUUUGUCUGGAAGUUUGCGCUGACCACCCACCUGAGACGGCAUCAGAAGAUCCACUUGGGAGAAAAGCCCUAUUCCUGCUCAGAAUGUGACAUGCCAUUCUCCACCCGGUCGGAGCUGGUGAACCACCAGAGGACCCACACCGGCGACAAGUCCUACCAGUGCUCGGAGUGCGGCAAGUCUUUCACGUGGACGUUCCAGCUACGGACCCACCAGCGCAUUCACACGGGAGAAAAACCCUUCUCCUGCUCCGACUGCGGCAAGAGCUUCACCUUGAUGGCUCUGCUCCGCAGACACCAGAAGCACCACACAGGCGACAAGCCCUACUCCUGCUCAGAGUGCGGCAAGCGGUUCAUCACCCGGGCCGAGCUCAUCGUCCACGAGAGGGUCCACCGGGGUGAGAAGCCUUUCCCGUGCCCGCAGUGCGGCAAGUGCUUCACCCAGCGCUCGCAGCUCCAGACCCACCAGCGCAUUCAUACGGACGAGAAGCCGUAUCCAUGCCCCGUGUGCGGGAGGUGUUUCGGGCGCAAGUCCCAUCUGGACAAACACAAGAGAACUCACGAUCGCUAAGAUGCGGCAUUUUUGUUGUUUUUUUUAAACUCAGAGAUUGUUUUAUUCAUGCAAUAAAUGCGUAAUAAAGUUUUAACCCAAA